This is a messenger RNA of Zasmidium cellare ATCC 36951, 507 nucleotides long. RefSeq lists its product as uncharacterized. The transcript is spliced from 3 exons. The record is from RefSeq and is a predicted model, not a curated record. The coding region runs from base 1 to 507 and encodes 168 amino acids. Lineage: Eukaryota; Fungi; Ascomycota; Dothideomycetes; Mycosphaerellales; Mycosphaerellaceae.
AUGGGCCAAGUACCGUCAGCGCCGUAUCAAAACUUGAGCAGAGUCAUCCCCCAAGUUCACUCGAUUUGGGAUGACGGCAAAUCGCCCAAACCAACAAAAACAUUCCGCGACCAAGAAGACCGAGAUCAAUUCAUUCACUCCAUCCUCAGCCUAGUCUCCUCCAACGGCCAAACCAAACUCGACAACUACGCCUUCAAACUCCUCUACGCGCGCAAACCCAACGACCGCGUCGUCGCCACCCUCGUCGCAAUCAAAGCCGGCGUCAUCGAGUCCAAGAUCGAACCCCCCAAGGACGGCAAGGACUCGUUGGAGGCGUGGAGGGAGUUCAAGAAACAUGUCGAGGCGAGGCUGCAUGAGCUUUUGGAGACGGUGCCGGAUGCGGCGAUGAUGGCGGGGCCGUCGAGUUUUAGGGAUGGGGUGCAGAGUCCUGUUGUUGUGGGUGCGGCGGAUUUGCCGCCUUCGUAUGAGAAUGCGGCGACGAAGGGGGGCGGGGAUGCGAAGAGGUGA